Hypanus sabinus (Atlantic stingray) is the source of this 1046-nucleotide messenger RNA. RefSeq names its product histone H4. The transcript has a single exon. Gene Ontology annotation, cellular component: nucleosome. NCBI's taxonomy places the organism in Eukaryota, Metazoa, Chordata, Chondrichthyes, Myliobatiformes, Dasyatidae. Gene Ontology annotation, biological process: nucleosome assembly. Gene Ontology annotation, molecular function: structural constituent of chromatin; DNA binding; protein heterodimerization activity. Bases 442 to 753 code for a protein of 103 amino acids. The record is from RefSeq and is a predicted model, not a curated record.
UUAACCCUCUCAUCAGUGGAACUGACUGCACCCUCGGCCACCAACUGCUGUGUGUCAGGACACUCAAACUGGUCCUGGGGCCAGGGAGGGACAGACCGAGGUUCUCGGGGAUUUGCGGAACGGAAAAGCACUUCCUAUAAUUUAAAGCAGGAGAAUCAGCAAAUUUCCAGAAAUCCUCCAGAAUUUACGUGGUGUGUGAGUCAGUUUUUUUUCCGCUAAAGCGCUUUGUGUCGGAUAGACCGUUGGAAAUUGGCGGGUGUGGUAAAGUGAAGGCGGAGCUGGACGAUGAGAGGCCGCUCUCGGCUCUGUCCGUCACUCUGUCUCCUCCCCUCCCCGCCUCUGUCUCUCUGCGCGUUUCUCGGGCAGGUCGGGGCGCUGUGUAUAAAAGGAGACAUCAGCAGUUGGUUUGUCACUGAGCAGCGACCUGAGUGAAGCAGCAUCAUGUCUGGCAGAGGGAAAGGAGGCAAAGGACUGGGCAAAGGCGGAGCCAAGCGGCACCGUAAAGUGCUCCGGGAUAACAUCCAGGGCAUCACCAAACCGGCCAUCCGGCGUCUGGCUCGCCGUGGCGGCGUCAAGCGGAUCUCGGGUCUGAUCUACGAGGAGACCCGCGGGGUGCUGAAGGUUUUCCUGGAGAAUGUGAUCCGGGAUGCGGUCACCUACACUGAACACGCCAAGCGCAAGACGGUCACUGCCAUGGAUGUGGUGUACGCUCUGAAACGCCAGGGCCGCACUCUCUAUGGCUUCGGCGGCUGAAAAACUCCCACUUCCUCCCGAGAACAACACAAAGGCUCUUCUAAGAGCCACCCACCGCCUCAGACGGAGCCGUGUCCACAACCUUUUAAUUAUUUUUAUCGAUAUAUUUGGCUGAGCUACUUUUGAAGCAGAUUAUUCCGAUCCGCUUGAAAUAUCCCUGCGAUUCUGCUUUUUCAAUCGGUGAUUACGGCAGAAGCUCGGAAUGCAUUAAGAUCGAUCAGCAUCCCCUUGUCUGUCUCGGACAGAAAUCAGUUCCCUCAUUCAGAGAAACGAUUCUGUACUCAUCCAUUUAA